Messenger RNA from Acanthosepion pharaonis, 708 nucleotides. Lineage: Eukaryota; Metazoa; Mollusca; Cephalopoda; Sepiida; Sepiidae. The record is from the annotation of a GenBank genome assembly.
AUGAACAGGAGCCCCUUCUCGCGUUCCCUCUCUCUUUCUCUUUUUUCUCUCUCUCUUUAUAUCUAUCUAUCUAUCUAUCUAUCUCUCUCUCUCUCUCUAUAUAUAUAUAUAUAUAUCAUAAUCUGCAAGUCUAUCUGUCUAUCUAUCUAUCUAUCUAUCUAUCUAUCUAUCUAUCUAUCUAUCUAUCUAUCUCAUUUUAUAUGUGAUUGUCUACGUUUCGUCUAUCUAUCUAUCUAUCUAUCUUGUUCAUAUCCAUCCAUUUAUUUAUCUUGUCAUACUUAUCUAUCUCUAUAUCUAACUGCUCAUCUCUCUCACUCUCUCUCUAUCUCUCUCUCUAUCUAUCUUUCUAUGUUCAUAUCUAUCUCAUCAUAUCUAUCUAUCUAUCUAUCAAUGUAUCUGCUUAUAUCUAACUGCUCAUAUAUACCUAUCUCGUCAUAUAUAUCUAUCUAUCUAUCUAUCUAUCUAUCUAUCUAUCUAUCUAUCUGCUUAUAUCUAUUUGCUCAUAUAUAUCUAUCUCGUCAUAUCUAUCUAUCUAUCUAUCUGCUUAUAUCUAUCUGCUCAUAUAUAUCUAUCUCGUCAUAUCUAUCUAUCUAUCUGUUCAUAUAUAUCUAUUUAUCUAUCUCGUCAUAUUCAUCUCUCUAUCUAUCUGCUUCUAUCUAUCUAUCUAUCUGUUCGUAUCUAUCUAUUUAUUUAUCUAUUUCGUCAUAA